Molecule: messenger RNA, 6242 nt
Organism: Chrysemys picta bellii (western painted turtle)
Lineage: Eukaryota; Metazoa; Chordata; Testudines; Emydidae
Source: RefSeq, a predicted model, not a curated record
GGACAGGUUGUUUAUAAGAAUAACGACAUCCGUCUGGAGCUGUCUCGCUUGGCAAGGAUCAGUGACACCAAGAUGAAGAUCUACGGGGAGGUGAAAUUCACAUGUGAGAAUGUGGCCACGCUGGAUCCCAUCAGCUUUGAGACGCCAGAGGCCUAUAUCAGUCUGCCUAAGUGGAAUACCAAGCGGAUGGGCUCCAUUUCCUUCGACUUCCGCACCACUGAGCCCAAUGGCCUGAUCCUCUUUACCCAUGGCAAGCCCCAGGAGAGGAAGGAUGCCAGGAGCCAAAAGAACACCAAGGUAGACUUCUUUGCAGUUGAGCUGCUAGAUGGGAACCUCUACUUGCUGCUUGAUAUGGGUUCCGGCACCAUCAAGGUGAAAGCCACCCAGAAGAAAGCCAAUGAUGGAGAAUGGUAUCAUGUGGAUAUCCAGCGAGAUGGCAGAUCAGGUACCAUAUCAGUGAACAGCAGGCGCACCCCAUUCACUGCCAGUGGGGAGAGUGAAAUCUUGGACUUGGAAGGGGACAUGUACCUAGGUGGGCUACCUGAGAACCGGGCAGGCCUCAUCCUCCCCACAGAGCUCUGGACGGCCAUGCUGAACUAUGGUUAUGUAGGCUGCAUCCGGGAUCUGUUCAUCGAUGGACGGAGCAAGAACAUCCGGCAGCUGGCGGAGGUGCAGAACGCUGCCGGGGUCAAAUCCUCCUGCACCCGGCUCAGCACCAAACAGUGCGACAGUUACCCAUGUAAGAACAAUGCUCUCUGCAAGGAUGGCUGGAACCGCUUCAUCUGCGACUGCACUGGCACUGGCUACUGGGGCAAAACAUGUGAGCGGGAGGCUUCCAUCUUGAGCUACGAUGGCAGCAUGUAUAUGAAGAUCAUCAUGCCCAUGGUCAUGCACACAGAGGCAGAAGAUGUGUCUUUCCGCUUCAUGUCCCAGCGUGCCUAUGGGCUGUUAAUGGCCACCACUUCACGGGAUUCUGCUGACACCCUUCGCCUGGAGCUAGAUGGAGGGCGUGUCAAACUCAUGGUCAAUUUAGACUGUAUCAGGAUAAACUGUAACGCCAGCAAAGGACCGGAAACUCUGUAUGCUGGGCAGAAACUUAAUGACAACGAGUGGCACACAGUCCGGGUGGUGCGGCGAGGAAAGAGCCUCAAACUGACAGUCGAUGAUGACGUAGCUGAGGGUACAAUGGUUGGCGACCACACCCGCUUGGAGUUCCACAACAUUGAAACGGGGAUCAUGACGGAGAAGCGGUACAUCUCUGUCAUUCCCUCUAGCUUCAUCGGCCACCUCCAGAGUCUCAUGUUUAAUGGGCUGCUCUACAUUGACCUGUGCAAGAACGGUGACAUUGACUACUGUGAGCUGAAAGCACGCUUUGGCCUCCGCAACAUCAUCGCUGACCCAGUCACCUUCAAGACCAAGAGCAGUUACCUGAGUCUGGCCACCUUGCAGGCCUACACCUCCAUGCACCUUUUCUUCCAGUUCAAGACCACCUCAGCCGAUGGCUUCAUCCUCUUCAACAGCGGUGAUGGCAGCGAUUUCAUCGCAGUCGAGCUAGUGAAGGGGUAUAUACACUACGUGUUUGACCUGGGGAACGGUCCUAAUGUCAUCAAGGGCAACAGUGAUCGGCCUCUCAAUGACAACCAGUGGCACAAUGUGGUCAUCACCCGAGACAACAGUAACACCCACAGCUUAAAAGUGGACACCAGGGUUGUUACUCAGGUUAUCAACGGUGCCAAAAACCUUGACCUUAAAGGUGAUCUCUACAUUGCUGGCCUGGCUCAAGGCAUGUACAGCAACGUCCCGAAGCUAGUGGCUUCACGUGAUGGGUUUCAGGGCUGCCUAGCAUCAGUGGACUUGAAUGGGCGCCUGCCCGAUCUAAUCAAUGACGCUCUCCACCGCAGUGGGCAAAUUGAGCGCGGAUGUGAAGUUGAGUUGACCAAAGCUGACCUGCAAGGACCGAGCACCACCUGCCAAGAAGAUUCCUGUGCAAAUCAGGGCAUCUGUAAUCAGCAAUGGGAAGGUUUUACCUGCGACUGUUCCAUGACUUCAUACUCUGGGAGCCAGUGCAAUGACCCUGGUGCCACAUAUAUCUUUGGGAAGAGUGGAGGCCUCAUCCUGUACACCUGGCCAGCAAAUGACAGACCCAGCACGAGGACAGAUCGUCUUGCUGUAGGCUUCAGCACGACUGUGAAGGAUGGCAUCCUGGUUCGGAUUGACAGUGCUCCUGGGCUUGGCGACUUUCUGCAGCUUCACAUAGAGCAAGGCAAGAUUGGCGUGGUCUUCAAUAUUGGCACAGUGGAUAUUUCUAUCAAAGAGGAGAGCACCCCAGUGAAUGAUGGCAAAUAUCAUGUGGUGCGCUUUACUAGGAAUGGCGGGAAUGCCACACUUCAGGUGGACAGCUGGCCAGUGAACGAACACUACCCUUCAGGCAACACUGAUAAUGAACGGUUCCAAAUGGUAAAACAGAAAAUCCCCUUCAAAUAUAACCGGCCCGUAGAAGAGUGGCUGCAGGAAAAAGAUGAUGCAACACCGCAUCACCACUUGACUUCAAGACCCGUCACGACGACCACCAAAAUUGGACGACAGUUAACGAUCUUCAACACCCAGGCGCAAAUAGCCAUUGGAGGGAAGGACAGAGGGCGUCCCUUCCAAGGCCAGCUCUCCGGUCUCUAUUACAAUGGCUUGAAAGUGCUGAAUAUGGCAGCAGAGAACAACCCCAAUAUUAAAAUCAACGGAAGUGUCCGGCUGGUUGGAGAAGUCCCGUCCAUCCUUGGAACAACACCCACAACCUCCAUGCCACCAGAAAUGUCUACCACAGUCAUGGAAACCACCACAACCAUGGCCACCACAACUACCCGAAAAAACCGCUCCCCACCCAGCAUCCAGACCACUGAUGACAUUGUUUCAUCAGCUGAAUGUUCCAGCGAUGACGAAGACCUCAUUGAAUGUGAGCCGAGCACAGAUAAGAGUCUUUCCACUUCAGUCUUCGAAGGUGGCUACAAAGCACAUGCACCUAAGUGGGAAUCCAAGGACUUUAGACCUAACAAAGUCUCCGAAACUGGUAGGACUACUACCACGGCUUUGUCCCCUGAGCUGAUCCGCUCCACAGCUUCGUCCUCGACUGGGAUGGUGCCCAAAUUGCCCGCUGGCAAAAUGAAUAACCGUGAGCUCAAACCCCAGCCUGACAUAGUCUUGCUUCCGUUGCCCACUGCCUAUGAGCUAGACAGCACAAAGCUGAAGAGCCCGCUAAUAACUUCCCCCAUGUUCCGUAAUGUGCCCACAGCAAACCCCACGGAGCCAGGAAUCAGACGGGUUCCGGGGGCCUCAGAGGUGGUCCGUGAGUCGAGCAGCACAACGGGGAUGGUCGUCGGUAUUGUGGCUGCUGCCGCCCUCUGCAUCCUGAUCCUCCUGUACGCCAUGUACAAGUACAGGAACAGGGACGAGGGGUCCUAUCAGGUGGAUGAGACGCGGAAUUACAUCAGCAACUCAGCCCAGAGCAAUGGCACGCUCGUGAAGGAGAAGCAGCAGAGCACAAAGAGCGGCCACAAGAAACAGAAAAACAAGGACAAAGAGUAUUAUGUGUAAAAAUAUACUUAUUUAUAUAUAAAUAUAUAUAUACUUAAUGAGAUUUAACUGAAAUAUCAGAGCCGUUACAGCUAACGAGAUUGGGAGCUACAGUUUGUGGGAAAAAAAAUUGGGAAAAAAAAUCAGCUGUGACUGUUAACGUCUCAGUCAUCGCUUGGAGUCAGCAAACUCUGCCCUACUGUAUUAUAAAGCACACUUAGCGUUCUGGAGAUGGCACACGCAGCUCUACCAUGCUGACGGACUUGGAAGUCUCCACAUCUCCUCUUCGCUGAACUUUCCGCAAAAGGUAGAAGAUUUCAUGGCUUACUUGUUUCAUAUCUCCAAGUGAGUCUUAAUGAUGUUCGUGAUCUUUGACUGUAUCGAUCAUUUUUCAGUUUACUUAUUAAAAAAAAGAAAGAAAGAAAAAGAAAAAAUGCAUAAACAUUUUAAACAAACAAACAAAAAAAUCAAACAAACUGAUCUGGCCGUGUCCAGCAUACGUAUAAUUUUUCGAGAUCUGAGGGAGGGGCGGGGAAUAAAUGGUUUUGGGGCUUGUUGGUUUUUGUUUGGUUUUGUUUGGUUUUCUUUUUGGGGGGUGGGGGAUGUGAAGGGGAGAAGAGAAUGGAUCAGGACAUGAGUCAAGAAGAAAUCUGGGGGGGGGGGGGACCCACCUAAUAAAUAAAGAGAGACUAUUGCCAUAUAUGAACUCAAAAGCUACCCAUGGUGUUCACUCUACAUAUCUGGUUGUGUGGUCUCUAGAAUCCGUUGUCUACAGUAAGUUAUUUGCUAAUAGCACAGUGAAAGUGUGUAAUGGGUGAUAAUGAAGAUGAUUCUUAUGGAAAACUGGUCCCCCUUAGAUUUGGCUCCAGUAUUUGCAACUGAACUCAUGAAUAGAUAGGAUUCAGUCUGGUUUGAUUGGGGUCAUUGGCUUUAUUUGACAAUAUCAUUGAGUGUGCAUUAACACAGCCAAACUAUGGCUAAAGAAGGGGGGAGGAGGGGAAGCAAAACAAAACUGGUCAGCCAUUCUGAGCUAGAUAUACGAUGCUAAACUAAGGGAGCCUUUUCUUUGGGUUCUGGUUCUGUGACUGAUUACAAUGCAUGCAAAAAAAUUAAUAAUAAAUCAGUUGAAUAAAGAGGUCAGAAAGACAAUAUUGGAGUUCAACCUUUGACAAGAACCAUAAACGUCACAGAAGCCAAACACAUGCUGCGAACAAGUGCAAAAUUCAUAGGGUUUUUUUUGACAUGAAGAUGUUUUUCAUAUGUAAUAUUUUAAUUUUGUAGCUUGACAUUUCUGACUAUCUCUGUCUCUCCAUUUGCCCUAUUCAACCUUUACUCUCUCUUUUAUAUAAAAGAAAAGAAAUGAAUAAAGCUGCUGUGACACAAAAAAUAAUAAAAGGAGUUAAUAAUAGUAUUAUAUAUAUAAAUAUAUAUAUAUAUAUAUAUACAGAUAUAUUUAUCACCAUAUGUUUGAUGGGACGACUGGAACAGAAACUCUGUCAAGGUGUUUACAUGGAAUGAGAAUGUUGUUUUAGAAGAAAAACAUUUUAAUAAUACCAACAAAAAGCAAACCAUAAAAAUGUGAAGAGUGUGUGUUUUAGCUUUGUCACAGUUACCUGUGUCAAAAGGAUAAAAAAAAAAUUCUCAGAUUUUGUUUACAUAUUUUACUACUUUUUUUGCUAGUGUAAUUUCUAGAGUACCCUGAUGUAUAUAAUGUUUUAUGGUUAAACUGGGAUUUUUUUUGUUUGUUUUUAGUUGAUUUAAUUAAUCUUGGUUGUUUGGUUUUUAUUUUUCCCCAAUUAUGUGAAAGGGAGUAACUUACUGUACAGAACAAUAACCAACUGGUUUCAUGGCCAUGACUGUCAUGUGCAAAAAAAGCAAAAGAGGGGGAGAGAGGCAAAAAGAAAAACAAACACAAAAUGAAUUGAGGACUCUGGAGUAUCACAAAUGUACAAUUUCUCUGUGUACAGAUGAAAACUAAUCAGCUGUUUAGAUUUAGAAAUCUACUCUUGCUGGUGUUUAUAAUUCGCAUGAAUAUUUGACUUUGAAGAAAAGUGUCAUCAAAUGCACACACGCACAUGGGAACAAAAUAAAAAGCAGCCUUCUCAAAUGUUUAGAGAAGAGGCUUUCGCAGUUAACAGCUCUUUCAGUGUGUGUGUGUGUGUGUGUGUGUGUGUGAGGUUGUUUUUUGGGUGGUUUAUUUUUUGUUUUGUUUUGAUUUGUUUUUAAAUACUAAAAAAGAAAAAAAGACAAGUUUUAAAAAGGUAUGAAAGCACGAUUUUAGACAACUUAACUGGCCGAACCUAUCUGAAGUUGAUUAUUUCUCAGUGUCUGUAAAAGAUUGCUGUUCUUGGAGUCUUGUGAAAUGAUUUCUUGCUUUCUUUCUUUCUUUCUUUCUUUCUUUUUUUACCCUCCCCCUCCUUUUUUUAAAGAAAAAAAUCCCACGUUCUUUUCUGUUACUUUUUUUUGUGUAAGUUUCUAUUCGACAGUUUUUUGGGAACAUGUGCAUUUCUGUAUGUGGGCUUCUACCAUACUCCUGUUGUUUUAUGCAGAACCUCAAGGAUAUUCAUUUGAAUUAUUGUGACGUUACUGCUUUUUUCCCCCUUCUUUCUUUCUUUUCUUCUUUUCUUAUUUGCAUUUUCGUUCAAGGAUAUGCUUAGCAAUAAAAUGUUCUUCCCAAA